CCGGACAUCUACUUGGUCUCUCCAAGCGAUCGUCCAGCCCAGUACCGCCGGUCAACACAUCCCCGACCGACUUCUCCGGCACCCGCCUGAGAGACAACAGACCACAGAAGAAGCCGCCCAAGUUUGAGACAACAUGUGGAAGGGACUAGCUCUCUGUUUCUGUGCAGUCAUGGCCUGCAUCGCUGGAGGUUUGGCAGUGCCUAGCGGAGCCAUCUCUGAAAACCAACCUGAAACUCAACCUGAAAACGAACUUGAAAACCAGCCUGAGAUUGAGAACCACCGUGUAAAGAGAAAAGUUCCCCCACAGGUGGUGGCUUUUGUGGCAGACGCCGCCAAGGACAUUGGAAAGAAGGUGGUUGAGAAGCUCGGCGAGAGGAUCGCGGAGGCGGUCGUGGAGAACCACCGAGAGAAGGUAGUGGCGGGGUUGGAGGAGUACUUCUCCGGGCAGUUCGACAAGGCAGACGAGGAGUUUGACAAAGCGAUCGCCCGGGGUGGAAACCUACUUGACGGCAUCGGUUCAGAUGUCAAGGAGGCCACACUCAGGGUGAUCCACGGCAGAGGCUCCAACACAGGGGACUCCUUCUCACCACCUGACCAGGAAGUCAUCGUGGAGUUCGACCAUUUCGAUGACAACGACGAAGACGAAGGCAGCGGAGGUUUUUCUCCGAAGAGCUACCCCAACGGUCUUGGAUCUGUGCUGAUGAACAACUGCUUUGCGAACGACUAUCAGCCAGAUGACCCGUGUUACCAGGCUUUCGUGCAGAUGGAUGGCUGUGCUAAUGUCAUUGACGGAGCGACUUUCCUGGGUGUUGGGUUUGACGGACGUGGUGAAUACUCCACCGACUCCAGGAAAAAGAGCCUCGUUCAGCGAGCCUGCAAUGGUCUACAGAGAUACAAGGUGUACACAGUACCUGAUCAGAUGACCGUGCAAGGCAUAUACGACACCGACGUGGAGACCUACUCCUUUAGCUCCUUGGAGGAGUACCGAUCUUACCUGGAGGACAAGUCUGCCGUGACGUCUGCUACCGCCAUGUUCCAACAGGAGAUGAACAAGGUUCAGGGACAUCUAGCCAUAAGCCCAAUCUUCGGACUUGUGGGUUCAGUCGGAGCAGGGUUCGGCGUCCAAUGGGGUAGCGACAGGGAGGCUUCAGCUUUUGCAGCCCAUUCCUCAGCGAACGCUCGGCUCAGUACGGGUUCGGCUCGAACGUUCCUGGCUAUACUGGAACUCAACGUAUUUAGGUACGAAAUCUUCCUGGACUUUGUUACACCCGAAGACUUGAACUUGGCCUUCCUCCGGGACUUCCUCGCGUUGCCUACAACCUACUUCGCCAUCGGGGCGGACAAGCAGUGCCAAAACUUCAUCCUGCGCUGGGGGACACACUACAUCACCUCCGCUAAAUUCGGCGGGCAACUAAAAGUCGUCAAGACCAAGACAGUUACUUCGGAGGACAACAUAGUGCAAUUUGCCCAGGCUUCUCAGACCAACUUCAAGCAGCUCUUCAGUACCUACACGUCGUGGCAGACACAAAUCAAGUCCAGCAGCUUUUGGCACGAUCAAGACUUCAAGACUGAUAAUGAGCGUUCUUCGGGCAGCGCACUUGAGACCACGACCGACCAGGAGACGGCAGGAGAACAGGCUGCCAGUUUCAAGCAGGAAUACAGUAAUGAGAUGAUGAUCGUGCAGGGAGGAAACCAGAGGAUCGCAUCGGCCAUCACCGAGUUCUACACCACGUCAUUCGGAUCCGAGCUCAAGGAGUGGCUGGACUCCAUAGAAGACUACCCGAAAGCGUUUGAAUUCACCAUGGGGCUGAUCACGGACCUGUUUGACAUGAACUUCGACAUGCUCUUCCCCAAUGGGGUUCUGGACUACGGCUGCUUCGGAAGUAAGGAGCUGAGCGUGGAUGCGAAGGGCAGGAAAUAUUACGUGGAAGACGUGGUUGAGGCCAACAACACACGAGAGAAGGCGACCGUUCGCUACUGUAACUUCGACGCACGCCAGGAUCUUGUCGAGGGCAUGAUCAGUAGGAGGACGGCCCUGGAGCGGGCAACCGCCGUUUAUCUAGUGGAGGGUCCAUUCCUCAUCACUGACUUCUCCAUUGCGGCCGGACAGCCCGGAUGUGAGACAGCUGAUUUGGCCUACGCUGAUGAAUCCAACAGCGGGGUUCCGACCUGGGAAGAGAUGACCAGCGGAGACGAAUUUAUCAUUCAUAUCGACAUGCCUUACAACAUCCCCAGGUUCCUGAAGGCCAAGGCGUCCCUGCACCUUAUGUUCAAACGCGGCAGGUGGAUGACUAUUACGGACAGGUUACACCCACACAUCUUUGACGGACACAGGAAUGGCGGCAGUGGAGACACCGCAGCACAUAAGAUAAGCGUCGGGGGCUUGGUGAUGUCGUACGGCGAGGAUACUGGCUUGUUAACCGUGACUCAGGAGGACUUCGAGGCGUCCGCCGAGCUCAUAGCCGACCUGCCUGACUGGCUCAUCGGCAUGGAUGUGGGCAGAGCAGAGUACAGCUCGCUCAUGCAGCAGAUCAGUAAUCACCAAAGUUUGGAUAGAGGACACGUGCCGUGUAACAUGCAGUGGUCCAACGCCCACCGUAUCGACCCGACCAACGGCGGAAAGUGCAUCCACUUCACGGCGGCAUCAGAGGGAGACAUCUUCGUGGUGUUCGCCGGAAUUCCUCGCGAUCAUGAGACCUGGCUGACCGUGGAGAUCUCUCCAGACGGCGUGGCUUUGUACAAGAACAUGCGGCUGGUGGUCACACAGCUAGAGCAGGGCGGGAAGGGUCUUGGGACGGCUCACCUGUACCAGUCCUACUUCGUCUGCGUGACGGAGAACCCGGAUGCGGGGACAACGAUCGUACAGUACGGCAAGACCCCGGAUAACGAGGAACGGGCCCACGUCUGGCUGGAUCACCAAUUUGACGAAAUGCUGGCCAUUCAGUACUACGCGUUCGGAAGCGGCGCUCACCCAGUGAAAGUCAUGCGGGUGUCUCGAGUGGAUCAGCCCGCCGAAGACUUCAUCAUUUGUCGUGAAGGAACAUCAAAACGGGGCGGAAGGUGUGUGCAGCAGUGUCACGUCGAGUGUGAUGGUUGCCGGACCACCGGAUCGGAUACCCCGCGGGACUGCAUCGCUUGCAUGAACGUGAAGGUGCCGUUCCCGUACAUCGACGGCUCGGCUGGGGACUUCGAGUGUGCCGCGGCCUGUCCGGCAGCCAUGGUCCUCACGGCUGGCACCAGCAGCUGCGAAUGUAUUAAGAGAAUAGAGGACGCUUCUGCAGAGGGCAGAAUCGAGUGUUUGGCGCAGUGUCCUCUCACCCACUAUGAUGACAACAACGUGUGCAGGAGAUGUAACAGUCUCUGUGCCGAUGUCAGUGAUAGUGGCAGAAGGGUCUGCACCGGGCCCGACGUUCCCCACUGUACGGCCUGUCGCUAUACACAUGCCGACGGAAGCUGCACUGAGGGAUGUCGACCAGGACAAAAGGCAGUCUCUUCAGGUAAUUCAGGAUGUCAAGAUAAACUCGGGAUGGAAGAUGGUACCAUACCUGACAGCGCAAUUACUGCAUCCUCCAAAUGGAGUCCUCUACACGAGCCAUUCCUCGCACGCUUGAACGGAAGAUCUGGUGUUGGUUGCUGGUCAGCCGGCACCAACUCUCGAGGACAGUGCCACCUGCCAGUCGUGCCCAGCAGGUCGGUACAACCCACAGGGAGGAGCGACCAGCUGUCCACUGUGCCCAGCCGGGCGGUUCAGUCCCGGCCCUGGCUCCACCGGCUGCAACCUUGCGCGGCUGGCACGUACAGCCCUAGCGCUGGCUCCACCGGCUGUACGCGCUGCCCUGCCGGACAAAUCAGCACCGCGAGCGGAGCGACUGGUUGUCAGCGCUGCCCAGCUGGACAGCACAACCCCACCGCCGGGUCAUCCUCAUGCUAUGUCUGCCCUGCCGGGCGAUACAGCUCCAGCGAGGGAUCUGCUAGCUGCCAGGCCUGCGCCGCCGGAAGGUACAGCUCCAGUCCUGGGUCUACAGGCUGUCCACUCUGCCCUGCCGGACAGUACAGCGCAACUACUGGUUCUAUCAGCUGUCAGACCUGUGCGGCUGGCAGCACGAGUGUCGCGGGUGCAACGGGCUGCACGUCCAACAACGAAUGCCAGUCCAACCCCUGCCAGAAUGGAGGACAGUGUGUGGAUGGGAGUAACCGCUACGAUUGCAAUUGCCCGGCCGGGUUUGUGGGAACGAACUGUCAGACAAAUCUGUUACAAGAUGUCGACGGAUACGUCCUGCGCCUUGGAGACUGUCCUGGGAAUGACGUCUGGUCUGGGUCGGCAAGUCUGGAAGGCUAUGCGAAUGAGUGCAAUAGAUAUUCGACCUGCAGGGCCUUCUUGUUUGCGUCUAACGUCAAUCAUUGCUACUUAAAGUCCGAGACUUGCAGUUCUCCAACUACUGCCAACGCGAAUGCCGUGUUCUACGACAAGAUAGAGUAUCACCCAGCUCGCUACUGUGAAGGCCAGACAGCUGUCUUUGCCUGUGGCCAUGGGAAGGUUAUCCGGGUCCUGACAGCUUUGUACGGGAGCAACCUUGACGCAUGUGGCUCCGGCGGAAGAACCGGAUGUGUGUCGUCCUCGGCUUUCGGAAUAGUCAGGGACAGAUGUAACGGCCAGGCGACCUGCUCUAUUUCUGUAAGCAAUAGUGUUUUCGGUGACCCAUGUUCUGGAGUCGGAAAGUACCUGGAGAUCGGUCACCUCUGCGUUCCUCCCGGAGUCCAAGCUCGGUACACACAUUUGGGAUGCUUUACGGACCAGGAUGUCCGAGCCAUUUCAACUCUGGAGGGCACAGAUGCACGCCUCGAUAAUCAUUACCUCUCUCGCGUUAAUGCCCUUGAAAAAUGUUACCAGGUCGCAAAGUCUCGUGGCUUCACGAUGUUCGCUGUGCAAAACAGCGGGUGGUGUGCAGGGUCGACCGACGCGCCGAACAGGUACAAUAUGUACGGGUCCUCAAACCUUUGCUACGGGCAUGGUGAAGGUGGACCUCAUGCAAACGACGUCUACAUGAUUGGUGCUGCUACUGUUGCAGCAUCCGCAUCAGGAUCCGCUACCGUUCAGCUGGUUGGUGGAUCUGGCAACCACGAAGGAAGGGUCGAAAUCCACCACAAUGGAGCGUGGGGAACGGUCUGUGACGAUGCCUGGGAUAUUAACGACGCAACUGUGGUGUGCCGCCAGCUAGGGUUCAGCGGCGCUGCCGAGGCACGUUCUUUUGCAGCCUUCGGGCAGGGUACCGGACAGAUCUGGGUAGACGAAGCGAACUGCAGUGGAACUGAGGCUCGUCUGGCGGACUGUCCCAGAAAUGCAUGGGGUCAACAUGAUUGUAGCCAUUAUGAAGAUGCCGGCGUUGUCUGCAAUCGCUAAGAAGCUGGCGGCUCCCCUUGCACUGUAAACUGGACUACGAACGGACUGGAAACAUCGAACGACUUCUCAUUUAUCGAUCCUAUUCAUCUCCCGCUUAGAAUGAUUGCCAGAAUAAGUAGUAGUGCUAAUAUAACAUUGAAGCUGGUUUAGAUAUCAGCGUAGGGUAUAAGAAAGAAUAAACAUGAUAUUACGAAUAUGAUAUGAUACAACAUGAUAUGAAUUUGUUUAUUUGAACAAGGAGUGUUAAUAUAACUCACACAUUGAGGCUGGUUUAAAUAUUAUCGUAGGGGGGGUUAAAGAAAGAAUAAAACAUAAUAUUGCGAAUGCAAUUGUCUGACACAACAUGAUAUGAAUUUGUUUAUGUGAACAUUCCACAUUUUACAAUUGAGGGGGUGCGUGCAAACAAGUGGUUGAUAUUUCCUUCAAAAAUUGUCUCCUGCUCUAAAGACACUAACAUCGAUAUAUAACAGAAUAUGCAUGAUUUUAUUAUGGCGUUUCGAAAUGAAAGUGAUUUGUCAUAAAAUUUGCGACUUAAAAAUGACCACAAACCAGUACUGUAUAACAAAAGGGCAAGAUGACUAAAAUACAGAGACAAAACAUUAAAAAGAAAUAUGAUCCAUUAGAUGUUUUCAACCCGGGGGGCCAACGGUAACUGCGAUGGAAUGCUGGUAAAUUAAUUCAAUUCCUGGUAAGUGAUUUGAAAACUUUUGGCAAACAACAUUAAGGAAACAAAAACCAUGAAUUGUUUACAAACAAAUCAAAAACUUGAUUCAAUAAGACCCUACAUUGUAUUAAUUCCAUUUGUCAGUGUUAUCUUGCAACUUACAGAAGGAAGGUUAAGUGUUUAAUGAUUCAUGUGUCAAGAUAUCAUUUAAGUAGUAUAUAAAAUAAUAUCAAUAAUUCAAAACAUAUAUUCAAUAAUGCUAGUCGGCGACAUGGUUACUCUAUGACGACAUUAGUCUGACGCUACGUCACUGUGUUGCCCUUUUGUAGUUCUCAGGCCUACCUGCGUUCUAAUCGUCAUAUAAGUCACAUCUAGUCAUAUAAGUCUUUCCAACAUUCAUUCUACCUUCGUUAGCAAGUAAUAUAAUGGUAAUAAUAUUCAAUAUAAUAAUUAAUAAUGAUUAUAAUAGCAAAUCAACAGCCACAAUCAUGACCAUGAAAUGGUCAUCAUAUUUGACUACAAAUCGAGACAGGGAAGCUUAAAUUUCACUGCUAUGAUGAUUAGGACGCUGGCAGUCGACACCUGAGAAGGAUUAUAUUAUAUUCAAGAUGUGCUAAUUAAUAUAACAUAAAUAAUUGCAGAAAUUAUUCUUAUGAAGCUGAUGCAAGUUUAAUGUUCAAAAUUGUGUGUGGUACAACUAUAACAACUGGGACAUGAAACUUGAAUCAUUUCUCUAAGGAUAAAUGCUAAUUCUAAUUACAAUCAUGUUAAGUCAUAAUCUUCGGCAGUCAACACUUCUA
This is a messenger RNA of Branchiostoma belcheri (Belcher's lancelet), 6865 nucleotides long. RefSeq lists its product as uncharacterized. The record is from RefSeq and is a predicted model, not a curated record. Gene Ontology annotation, molecular function: carbohydrate binding; calcium ion binding. Gene Ontology annotation, cellular component: membrane. NCBI's taxonomy places the organism in Eukaryota, Metazoa, Chordata, Leptocardii, Amphioxiformes, Branchiostomatidae. The coding region runs from base 134 to 5401 and encodes 1755 amino acids. The transcript is spliced from 30 exons.